Pedinophyceae sp. YPF-701 is the source of this 897-nucleotide messenger RNA. NCBI's taxonomy places the organism in Eukaryota, Viridiplantae, Chlorophyta, Pedinophyceae. The record is from the annotation of a GenBank genome assembly.
AUGGCGCUCCGCGGGUCGUCCGCCGUGCGCAUCCUGCGCCAGCGCCUCGCGCGGCCUGCCGGCGAGGCAGCGGUCGCCGCCCUGCGGGGGCCCGACGACGUGCACGGCACCACCGCGUGCCGCGAGUACACGCGCAGCAGCGCCGCGAUGCAGGUCCUCGACGUCACGUUCAGCCCGCAGCAGGCCACGCUCGGCAUGCAGGUCGCCAGGGCGCUCCAGCGCAACCCCGACGAGGCGGCGUCCGCCGUGGCUGCCUCGCUCACCCCGCGGCAGCGCCGGGCGCUGAUAGCCGCGCUCCGGCAGUCCACGAUCGCGGACGCCGUGUACGGCUCGUCGUCGUACGUCGACUACCUCUUCGACAGCAGCGACGGCGACGCCACCCCGGCGUCCAAAGACGGCGCGUUGAACAAGGAGGAGUUUGCGAGGGCGCUGAGGAUGCACCAGGAGCUCGUGGGGGCGGCGGAGAGCCAGCAGACCGCGACGCAGGCGACCAUGGCGCCACCGCCGGGCACGGAGGCCACGCCGUCCUUGGGGAGCCUGACGACGUACGCCGUGGCGCGGGGCAUGCCGUUCGUGGGCUUCGGCCUCAUGGACAACUUCUUGAUGAUCGUCGCGGGCGAGGCCAUCGACCUGUCCCUGGGGGCGGCGCUGGGGCUCUCCACGAUGGCUGCCGCGGGGCUGGGCAACCUCGUCUCGGACGUGGCAGGGCUCGGGUUCGCGGACACGAUGGAGGAGCUGAUCCGGAAGGCGGGGUUCAUCACGGCACCGCCGCUGACGCGCACGCAGCGCCAGAUGCCGCGCACGCGGGUGGCGAAGCUGCUGGGCACGAGCGGCGGGAUCUCGAUCGGCUGCCUGCUGGGGAUGUUCCCGCUGCUGUUCAUGCCGGGCGCGAGCUAA